UGCAAGCGAGAUAAGGUGGCGAAAGUUGAGGCGUGAGCGGCGGUUGCCGCUGCGAGGAGCCAGCAGCUCCAGCUCACCGAUGCGGCAGUCACGUUCAUGGCCCCGCGUGGGAAGCUGGGGCGGUCAGUCAGUCAGUCAGCCGGGGGCUGCCCUGCCGCCUCCUCCUCUUGAUCCUGGGUCCUUGUGCUGAGGCCGCCUUCGUCGUCAUGUAGGGAGCGUUGCAGAGGGCUUCAGGAGGCGCUGUCGGAGGAAUGGCUCUCGGGAGGCUCUGAGCGAAGGACAGGCAACACGCCCCCCCUGCCGCCGCCACCAGAGGAGAAGAGACGUCGAGCCCAGCCAUCCUUUGCCCUGUGACGGGGAGCCUCGACGGGAGGAUGAGCCCGCAGCAGCCCCAGCCGCAGGCAUGUCUGGUUGUUGCCCUGGAUUGACUCCUGUGGGGCGCACCGAGAGACUUCAGGCAGCCACGCCUUUCAGCUAGUGGUUUCUCUAGCUUGUACGCGGACCUGCACGGGGGAGGACCCAGCCACCUCGCCCCCCACACAAAUCUUUUUAUUUCAAGAUGUACACGUUUGUUGUGCGAGAUGAAAACAGCAGCAUUUAUGCGGAAGUGUCCAAAAUCCUUCUUUCCUCCGGACAAUGGAAGAAGCUGAAAAGAGACAACCCCCGAUUUAACCUUAUGCUGGGGGAGAGGAACAGGCUGCCUUUUGGGCGACUGGGUCAUGAACCUGGACUUACACAGCUGGUGAAUUACUACAGAGGAGCUGAUAAACUUUGCCGCAAAGCUUCUUUAGUGAAAUUAAUCAAGACGAGUCCUGAAUUGGCAGAAUCCUGCACGUGGUUCCCAGAGUCUUACAUGAUUUAUCCAACUAAUCUAAAGACUCCGGUAGCUCCAGCACAGAAUGGGAUGCAUCAUCUGAUAAAUAACCCAAGAACAGAUGAAAGGGAAGUCUUUCUGGCAUCAUAUCAGAAGAGGAAAGAGAGCGGAGAGGGAAAUGUUUGGAUAGCCAAAUCCUCGGCAGGUGCCAAAGGUGAAGGGAUUCUUAUUUCUUCAGAGGCUACUGAACUUCUGGACUUCAUAGAUAAUCAAGGACAAGUGCAUGUGAUUCAGAAAUACCUUGAGAAGCCUUUGCUCUUAGAACCAGGUCAUCGUAAAUUUGAUAUUAGAAGCUGGGUGCUAGUGGAUCACCAGUAUAAUAUCUACCUCUACAAAGAAGGUGUUCUACGGACUUCUUCAGAACCUUAUAAUAGUGCUAAUUUCCUAGACAAAACCUGCCAUCUGACCAAUCACUGCAUACAAAAAGAGUACUCUAAAAACUAUGGGAGAUACGAAGAAGGGAAUGAGAUGUUUUUUGAGGAGUUCAAUCAGUAUCUGAUGAGCGCUUUGAAUGUUACUCUGGAGAGUACGAUCUUAUUACAAGUCAAAAAUAUAAUAAGAAGUUGCCUUAUGUGUAUAGAACCUGCUAUCAGCACCAAACACCUCCACUACCAGAGCUUCCAGCUCUUUGGUUUUGAUUUCAUGGUGGAUGAGGACUUGAAGGUCUGGCUAAUUGAAGUCAAUGGUGCCCCUGCUUGUGCCCAGAAACUUUAUGCAGAGCUUUGCCAAGGCAUAGUGGAUGUGGCCAUUUCUAGCGUCUUUCCCCUUAGUGACACUGUGCAAAAGCAGAGUCAGCAAUCAAUAUUUAUUAAAUUGUGAGGAUAUAGAAGCCUCUGCCAUGUACAUGGAAGAACUGUUGCCUGUUGAAUCUAGGAAAAAAAGAGGAAACCUGAAAUGAUCAUUUCAUCUACAUAUCAUGUCAAAAUAAUGGAUCAACAACAUCAUGGGAAUUUUAAAAAGAGGAAAGAUUCCAUGGAGAGUCCAAGUUGAAUGGAAGUCAUCUCAUCAGUGCUGCCCGUGUUUUGGAAAGCUUUGAUUUUAAAAAACAAUUCCAGUAACCGAAGCAAAUUCCUCUGGGAGAAUAGCAAAACCACUUUUUAAAAAAUACAUGCAAAACCAGGGAUAUGAUAUUGUGUUUGCCUACCUUCCUUUCCCCCUCUUUAAGUAAUAAAUUAUUUUACCAAACUGUAGUACUAGUAGCCUUUCGGGGACUUUGAAGGGUUUGUCAACUCAACCUGUGUGGUUUCUGUUUUCUCCACAUGCUACAUUUCUAGUGCCUUAGCUUUGUUUCCAGUAACUAAGCUACUAUGUUCUUGUUUUGUUCUGUAGGGGUUAACAUAAAAAGGUGUCUUAUUUUAUAUUUUUU
Messenger RNA from Gekko japonicus, 2240 nucleotides. RefSeq names its product tubulin tyrosine ligase (gene TTL). Lineage: Eukaryota; Metazoa; Chordata; Lepidosauria; Squamata; Gekkonidae. The coding region runs from base 560 to 1693 and encodes 377 amino acids. The transcript is spliced from 7 exons. The record is from RefSeq and is a predicted model, not a curated record. Gene Ontology annotation, biological process: protein modification process.